UCUAAAACGAGAGAGAGAGAGACCAUACGCUGCCCCCUGUGCUCACACUGAAGUUGUGCUGUGUACAAUCCUUCAGCUUUUGAGUUGGAUUUGUAAAGUUAUUCUCGUCAGAUUAUGAUGGCUUCACGGGUAUUUAAGUUUAUAUGGAUGAUGAAAAAUGAACUCAUUCUGUUCUGCACCCCGUUUCUUCUGCUUCCUUUGCCGCUGGUCAUCGGAACAAAGGUAGCCAGAUGUGCAUAUGUCGUUGCAUUAAUGGCAGUGUACUGGUGUACAGAGGUGCUGCCGCUGGCGGUCACUGCGUUACUGCCGGCUGUGCUCUUUCCUCUAUUUGGAAUCAUGGAGUCCAAAGAUGUUUGUAUGCAGUACCUGAAGGACACCAAUAUGCUGUUUCUGGGUGGACUGAUGGUGGCUGUUGCCGUUGAGCACUGGAACCUACACAAGCGGAUUGCACUGAGGGUGUUGCUCAUCGUGGGUGUGCGCCCUGCUCUGCUAAUGUUGGGCUUCAUGUUGGUAACCGCCUUCCUCUCCAUGUGGAUCAGCAACACGGCCACCACAGCCAUGAUGGUGCCCAUCGUUCAAGCUGUACUCCAGCAGCUCAACAACACAGCAGAACAAGAACAAACGUCCCCUGCGGAAAUCGAAGAGAAAAGUACCGAAAAACAAAUCAACACCCAGGAGCUUCUGGAUUGCAGAGUCUUCCCAAUGGAAUCAGAUGCAGAACAUCAUCGGGAUGCAGCUGAAAAGCUAAAGAUGUGUAAAGGCUUGACACUAUGUGUGUGCUACGCAGCCAGCAUCGGUGGUACAGCUACACUCACCGGCACUGGACCAAAUCUGGUACUUAUGGGUCAGAUGAACCAACUUUUCCCAGACAACCCUGACAUCAUAAACUUUGCAUCAUGGUUCGCGUUUGCCUUUCCUAACAUGAUCAUCAUGCUAAUAUUGGCGUGGCUGUGGCUUCAGAUUGUCUUCUUGGGUUUCAACUUCAAGAAGACAUGGGGCUGUGGGACGGUGAAGACAGAGAAGGAGAUUGCCGCAUAUAAUGUCAUCAAAGAGGAGCACCAACGCCUUGGCCCAAUGUCCUUUGGGGAGCUGAGUGUCCUAGCACUGUUCGUCCUGCUGGUGUUGCUUUGGUUCACUCGGGAACCAGGCUUUGUGGAUGGAUGGGCGACACACCUUUUCAAUGCUGAUAAAGAGUUUGUGACAGAUGCCACAGUUGCUGUGUUCGUAGCUGCCUUGCUUUUUGUCUUUCCCUCUAAACCACCACAUCUAUGCUUCAGGAGGGGACAGAGUUUUGACGAAGAUAGUGGCCCAACGCCAGCUCUGCUCACAUGGAAGGUGACACAGAAGAAGAUGCCGUGGAGCAUCAUCCUGCUGUUAGGAGGGGGCUUUGCGCUGGCUAAGGGCUGUGAGGUCUCGGGGCUGUCCAAGUGGCUUGGAAAUCAGAUGUCGCCUCUUCAGAGUAUUCCUCCAUGGGCUAUUGCCAUCGUCCUGUGUCUGAUGAUAGCUACCUUUACGGAAUGCACCAGCAACGUUGCCACGGCAACGUUAUUUCUCCCUAUACUCGCAUCAAUGUCCCAGUCUAUAGGUAUCAACCCUCUCUAUGUUAUGGUCCCGUGCACCCUCAGUGCAUCCUUUGCAUUCAUGCUUCCAGUGGCAACCCCUCCAAAUGCCAUAGUCUUCUCAUACGGCUACCUGAAAGUGUCUGAUAUGGCAAAGACAGGCAUUGUCAUGAACAUCAUCGGUAUUCUCUCAAUUACCUUGGCUAUUAACAGCUGGGGCAAAGCUUUAUUCCAUUUAGACACCUUUCCCAGCUGGGCCAACACUACAGCUGUGUGAGAAAGAGACUGAAGUUCACCAUCAAGCUGCUGUCAAACUACAGCACUCCACACUUCUCACCAUCUGCAUUUUCAUCUCAAACUGAGGAGGCCCAGCAGGGUUAAGCCAGUGGCUGAGAAUCAGGGAGUGUGACUACUUGCACAAUGAAACAGUUGUUUUUAAAUGUAAAUCUGUAUAGCUGUAAAUCUGGGGGUAAAGUUAAAAUAAAAAAAUGUUAAAGCUUCAAAAGCAACAAUUCUUCAGUGUUCAUAAGAGAAAUAUGUGUGUAAAGUCAAAAGGCUGACAUCAUAUUGUAUCAUGAAAAUGUAUAUAAAAAAAAACAUUUAAUCAUGUAGAUAAAAAUUUAUUUAAAAAGAAAUGAUGACCCUGCUAAAAAAAUAAUAAAACCAUUACAGUAAAUUCUAAUGUUCUAAUGGAACAUGGCCCAAAACACACUACAGUGUAUUGGUUUUUGUUGUUCUCUAAUGGUAUGUAUUGGUUCUAUGUAUUGGUUCUAAUGGAAUAUGUAUUGGUUCUAAUGGAAUAUGACCCAAAACACACUACAGUGUAGUUUUAAUGGUAAAAAUGAAUGGUUCCUAUUGGUAUUUUGAUAGAAACCAUUAGAAUUUUCUGUAAUGGUUUUAUUGGUUUUUUUCCAGCAGUUAUUAUGAGAAUGAAAUAGACAUUUUAAAAAAUGAAGUUAAAGUGAACUACAUCAGUAAGAUACAAUAAAACAAUUGUCAAUCAAUAGUUUUAUUCUCAGAACUGUGACCUUAUUCUAGUCAUUUUUACUAGAUUUUUUAAAUGGCACUUAAAAGCGCUGUUCAUGUAAAUUAACAUAUAUGUAUUAAUACAUUUAUGUAACAAAAUUAUAUUUUGUUUAUAUUCUGAAUAAAUUUUCUUUUAAAUAA
This is a messenger RNA of Misgurnus anguillicaudatus (oriental weatherfish), 2726 nucleotides long. It is a transcript of the gene slc13a5a, whose product is annotated as solute carrier family 13 member 5a. Gene Ontology annotation, biological process: succinate transport; transmembrane transport; fumarate transport. Gene Ontology annotation, molecular function: citrate transmembrane transporter activity; succinate transmembrane transporter activity; sodium:dicarboxylate symporter activity. NCBI's taxonomy places the organism in Eukaryota, Metazoa, Chordata, Actinopteri, Cypriniformes, Cobitidae. Gene Ontology annotation, cellular component: plasma membrane. The record is from RefSeq and is a predicted model, not a curated record.